Molecule: messenger RNA, 4414 nt
Organism: Hyposmocoma kahamanoa
Lineage: Eukaryota; Metazoa; Arthropoda; Insecta; Lepidoptera; Cosmopterigidae
Exons: 2
Coding region: 736-4071 (1111 amino acids)
Biological process (GO): proteolysis
Molecular function (GO): aspartic-type endopeptidase activity; zinc ion binding; nucleic acid binding
Source: RefSeq, a predicted model, not a curated record
AGCUGUGAUGUGUUUGGGACAUUUGACUGUGGUCGCAGCAUUGCAAUAUUCUCACUACUGGGGCCAGGUUGAUUCGUCACAUCCAAUAGUGGUCUUCUUAAUUGGGACCCUGUAAAUGAAAAUUGACAUUUUUUACAAUUAACAAGCUUUAAAGUGGCACUCAUAUUUAGUUUUGGUUAAAAAAUGUAAGUUUACACAUAUUUCAAUAAUGAAUAUAAUUCUUUAAAUCUUCUUCUAUUUUUGAACAGCAAUAAAGAAAUUCGCUGUUGUGCCCAUAUUACAUUGUUAAGAGGUUGGAAAUUGGGUAAUUAGGUAUUGACUGAGAUUGAAAUGCACUAUCUUCAGAGCAGCAGCAGUUCUUCUUAAAAGAAUUGUACAAAAAAGUCUGAUGAAAAACAAAGCCUUACACAAACAACAUCACGUUUUUUUGCCAAUUGUAAUAGUACCUCGUAAAUUUUGAGCUUACAGGGCAUUGUGGUGUAUUCGAACACUUUAUAUUAUAUUAUCUAUGCUAAGUUGUCUGUGGUCAUUCUCAAGUACAUAAGUUGUGUCCGGUCCGUUUAGUACAGUUUUGUAUAAGUAUCUUGUGUCUGAUUAAACAGUUAAUUAUAAAAUAUCAUAUUUGAUUCCGCCGCCGCCUUCCUCACCCUAUCCACAACCACAACAUUGGCGACGAGAGGGUGAGCAAACUCAGCGUAAAGACCAGCAUUAACACGUUAGUGAAAGAUUAACAAAAUGGCACUCAGUGCAUUUAUAGGUGUCUUGCCGCCGUACGAUACGAACAUGAGUUGGAUUUGCUGGAGGGAGUUAUUUGAUGAGUAUUGUAGUUUAAACAAAGUAAAAGAUGAGUCCGUAAAAAAGUCAUUGUUCUUGACCCACAUAGGAGCCGCAAAUUAUAGCAUACUCCAUAGCACGUGCUUGCCAGGAAAGCCCAAAGAAAAGUCAAUAGAAGAGUUGUGUCAAAUUUUGGAAAUAAAGCAUGAGCCUCCAGGUUUAGAAGCUACAAAUAGGUACAUUUUUCAUCGACGCAUGCAGAACGACAAUGAGUCUGUCACGGAUUAUAUUAUAGCCCUGCAAGAAAUCGCUAGCAAAUGUAAAUAUACAGAAGUCCAAAUUUAUGAUGUCUUAAAAGACCAGUUAGUAUGUGGUUUACGCUCGGAGAGCAUAAGAAGGAAAUUGUUGAGUACACAAAAUUUAACAUAUGAAAAAGCUAAAGAGAUAUGCUUACAAGAAGAAACAAUUCAAAAUCAAGUGUUAUCAUUACAAGAAAGUAAUGGACAUAAUAAUGUAAACAAAGUAAACUACAGGAAUAGUAAAAGUGGAUAUCAGUCAAAACAGUAUAAGUCGAGUCAAUAUCAGUCAAGUCGAGUCCCAGUGCAAUCAAGUCAUGUUCCAGUCAAGUCUAGAGUUCCAAAUGGAAUCAGCCGAAGUCCAAUGCAAGUUCCAGUCUCAGUUCAACAAAGUAGAGGUCCAGCAUAUUCCAGUAAAUUUAGUCAGCGACAGAAUGUCCAUAACAGAGGUCAGUCAUCAAGUGUUUAUGUAAAUGAAGAGUGUUACAGGUGUGGAAGGAACCACAACCCGCAUACGUGUCCUGCGAGGGAAUGGCAGUGUUACAAGUGCAAAAAGGUCGGUCACAUAUCAUAUAAGUGUAAGAAUAGAUUUAUUCACAACUGUAUAGUAAAGGAAGGUGUCGUGGAUGAUGAGGAGGUAGAGUGUAUGUUGCAGGAAUUAAAUAUGAAUACUAUUUCACAAAUAAUGUUUAACAGUAAAAAGUCUGAGUCACAAAUUGUUAAAAUGCAAGUAGAAAAUGUCAUGUUACAAAUGGAAAUAGAUACUGGUGCAGCAGUGUCUUUGUUUCCUUACUCAUUGUAUUUAAAAUAUUUUAAUCAACACAAAUUACAACCUACAAACAUUAAGUUAAAUUGUAUAACAGGGAAAAUAGAAAUAGCAGGUCUAUUAAAUGUCAAAGUGCAUUACCAAAAUAAAAGUACAAAUCUAACAGUUAUUGUGUGUUCUCAGGGUAGGGAGUUUAUUCCAUUGUUGGGAAGAGAUUGGUUAGAUGAGUUGUUACCUGCUUGGAGAAGUAAAUUAUUAGGGAAUGUUGGUGAUUCUCAGUGUGUCAUGUCAAAUAAUGUCAGCCAGUUUGGUAAAGAAAAUAUUAAUCAGUCCAGUGUAAAAGUGAGUCAGUUGCAUAAUAUGUCAAAAAAUAUCAAUGUGUCAGAGUCGAAUGUGUCAAAUAUAGUUAAACAACUGAAGUGUCAAUAUAGUAAUGUUUUUAAUAAAGAGUCAGAUACAAGUAUUAAGCAUUUCCAAGCAACCUUAAACUUAAAAGAUAAUUAUACUCCGGUUUUUCAGAAACCGUACCAGUUGCCUUAUAAUAUUGUCAACAUAGUGUCAGAGUCCUUAGAUAAAAUGGAAAAAGAUGGUAAGAUAUUUAAAGUAAAUCAUUCAGAAUGGGCUUCACCCAUCGUUCCAGUAAAGAAAAAUGAUGGUUCAUACAGGUUAUGUGUCGAUUUCAAGAAAACGGUCAAUCCUAAUUUGAAUAUUGAUAUCUAUCCAUUGCCUAAAGCAGAGGAUGUGUUUGCUACUAUGUCAGGUGGAUCAGUUUUUGUAGUUUUGGAUUUGACAGAUGCGUACCAACAACUUAUUGUUAGUGAAAGUAGUCAACCUUUGCUAACAAUUAAUACACAUAAAGGAUUAUAUAGAUUUACUCGUCUCAUAUAUGGUAUUGCAUCAGCACCAGCGAUUUUUCAAAAGAUUAUGGAUCAAAUACUGUCAGGGAUUCCAAAUACAUGUUGUUAUAUAGAUGAUAUUCUGAUAAAAGGAAACAAUAUGAAAGAUUGUUUAGAUACAGUUAGAAAAGUGUUGGAAAGAUUAGAUAAAUAUAAUGUCAAAGUGAAAGAGGGAAAAUGUACAUGGUUCUCAGAGUCUGUCGAAUAUUUGGGUCAUGUUAUUUGUAAGGAAGGUAGGAAACCGAGUAAAUCAUUAGUCGAGGCUAUAGUAAAAUGUAAAAAACCUGAAAAUGUCAAAGAGUUACGUUCAUACUUAGGAAUGUUGAACUUUUAUAAUAACUAUAUUGGAAAUUUAAGUACUUUAACCAAACCAUUGAGAGAACUCAUAGAAAAGAAUGUUAAGUGGAAUUGGUCUGAUUUACAUCAACAAUCAUUUGAGUUAUCUAAACAAAAAUUAUUGAAUAGUGAUAUAUUGGUUCAUUAUGAUCCCUCACUUCCAUUAGUACUAUUUACAGAUGCCAGUCCAGUGGGUCUAGGUGCAGUAUUAUGUCAUGCCAUUAAAAAAGGAAAUAAUAAAUUGAUGGAAAAACCAAUUGCAUUUGCAUCAUGUUCAUUAACUAAAGUUCAACAGAAUUAUUCACAGUUAGAUAGAGAAGCCUUAGGUAUUAUUUAUGCUGUGACUAAGUUUCAUAAAUAUUUAUGGGGUAGACAGUUUACCUUAAUAACUGAUAAUGCUCCAAUUCGUCAUAUUUUUCAUCCUAGUAAAAAUGUACCAACGUUGGCAACUCACAGAUUGCAACAUUGGGCAUUAAUAUUGUCAAGUUAUAAUUAUGAUAUUCAACAUAGAAAAAGUGACUUACUAUGCCAUGCAGAUGCCUUGUCAAGGCUUCCAAUUAAUAAAAUAGUUAUAGAUAAUUCAAGUCAUAUUAAUGAAAGUGUCUUAUUAGAAUUACCCAUGUCUCAUGUUGAUAUAGCAUGUGAAACUGCAAAAGAUUGUGUUUUGAGUAAAGUAUUAGAUUAUGUUAAGGUAGGAUGGCCUAAUUAUAUGAACGAUCCAGCAAUUUUGCCGUAUUUUAGAAUGCGUUUUUACAUAAAUGUAGUUGAUGAUUGCUUAUUGUUUGGUUCAAGGGUGAUAGUCCCUCCGAAAUGUCAAGCAAAAGUGUUAGACUUAUUGCAUGAAGGACAUCCUGGAAUUGUAAGAACUAAGUUACUGGCCAGAUCUUCAUUUUGGUGGCCUAAUAUGUCUACUGAUAUUGAGAAUAAAUGUAAAUCCUGCGAGUCAUGUGCAGCUGUUAAUUUUAAGUCGGAUAAUACAACUAUUCCAUGUGUCUCAACCUAAUGUAGAAAAUCCUAGUUGUAGUACUGUACCAAGCUCUGUACAGAGUUCAGAGGUACUCGCUCCUGUUACCGAGCCUCAACCGAGAACCCUAGUUCCAGUUAGGAAGUCCAGUAGAAUAGUCCGUCCUCCAAAUAGAUUAAAUUUGUAAGGGGAGAGUGUGGUGUAUUCGAACACUUUAUAUUAUAUUAUCUAUGCUAAGUUGUCUGUGGUCAUUCUCAAGUACAUAAGUUGUGUCCGGUCCGUUUAGUACAGUUUUGUAUAAGUAUCUUGUGUCUGAUUAAACAGUUAAUUAUAAAAUAUCAUAUUUGAUUCCGCCGCCGCCUUCCUCACCCUAUCCACAACC